AUGGCGCGGAGGCAAGCUGGGUGGCGGCGUCCACUGCCCAUACUCUUUCUCUUGCUCUGUCUGGAGCAGGCCACACGAACAACUCCAGCGCCAGCCACCCAAGCGCGCUUCUGUGCGCUCCCCCAUGGCAAAAUCCGCAAAGACUCCACUGCAUAUACGAUGCCAGGUUGGAGCAGGCGUGCCAUUGGAGAUCGCACCAUUGUACAGCGUGGCGGUCGUGACAUGUCCAUUGCUGAUCGUGGGCCCAAGUUUGAGGAAUACGUCAGAGAGAAUCUUCAAAAGAUUGACGUAUUUCCUGAAGAGGCGCGACAAAUCGCAGAGCAGAAGUGUGAUUAUCUCCUAUUCUAUCCUCAACUUGGCCAAAAGUGCGACAAAUCCUUCGAUUUUGGUCACACUGAAGAUCUCGUGCGUCUUCGCUACUUGGGCCUCUUGACCACCAUCUUGGACCCUGCCUGCUUGGAUGUCAGCCUGCUUAGCGAUGGCAAGCCAGACGCCAAGGAAGCCGUCCAGAUACAGAACUUUGUUCGCCAACGCGGUAUGCAGCUGCGACGACCAGACACCAGCAGUUUGUCGGAGGAAGGCCACACUGUCCUUUUGCAAGCUAUACGAGGUGGCAGUGGCGGCCGCACCACGCGUUUUGAGUUUGACGUCAUGCGACUUGCAUCGUCGACUGUUGGAGCUUUUGUGCCCCGUGCCUUGCUUUCUCUCAACGGCUUUGGUAAUGUAAUGCUUAUGAAGGUGCAUGCCGAUAUUUUGAUCGCGGCCACAUCGGGAUUUUCGCGCUUGGCUGCCAUGCUUAACAAUCACACUCGAAUGGCCCCCGAACUAGAGUCCCACCCGUUACACAAUUUUGCUGGAUUAGUCAAUGUGCAGCCCUUGCCAGACUUCUGGGACUUGAAUACAUAUGAAAAUGCUGUUGCUAGCGACAGCCUGAAUGAUUAUGUGGCCGCAAUUUCUUCCCAGCUACAAGAGCAAGACUACGUGUCGCACUUGCGCGCCAUAUUGAUGCAGCGCUUGCCAGCUGCCGUGAUGCGGCGGUGCUUACAGCCGUCAUCCCCAACAAGCUCACGCAAUAUUCAUGAUGCGAGUUCAAAGAGUGAGAAUCCUGCGCAUGAUAAGCAUACUCUGGUCAAUCAAAUUCGUGCUGUGCUCAAUAGUCACGGUCAUGGUGACAACUCAAAGGCCGUACAGCAGCUGGAGCGCCUUGCAAAUAUCAGUGACAAUUGA
This is a messenger RNA of Monosiga brevicollis MX1, 1227 nucleotides long. RefSeq lists its product as uncharacterized. The record is from RefSeq and is a predicted model, not a curated record. Bases 1 to 1227 code for a protein of 408 amino acids. The transcript has 9 exons. Lineage: Eukaryota; Choanoflagellata; Craspedida; Salpingoecidae.